GCUCUAUAAAACAUCCAGAGGGCAGAGAGAGAGAGAGACUUGGAGAAUCUGUGAUGUCCUGCAGGUCGACAGCCACAAUGAGCCUCAUCAAAUCCAAAGGUGCCCUGGGAAUCAGAGGCCGCGUCCUGCUCUCUGUUUUCAUGGGCCUGUUGGUUUGCGGCGCCGUCUCUCAGGCCGCAGACGCUCCAGAGGAGGAGCUGGCCGAGCUGAAGCAGAGAUUCGACUCUCUGAAGAAUCGCUACAAACUCCUGUGUGAAAAGUAUUCCAACCUGGCGACCAACUGCUCAGCACCAGGUAGUGUGCUCUUCUCUUCCAGGCUCCAGCAGAUGGUGAUAGUUAGUUGUACGUGUUCGGAUCAGUGCUUCCAAAUCAGCACUGACAGGCAGGACUGGUUAACCAGUAAAAGUAUUUGUGAAUUAAAUGGCACACAUCUUGCCAUUUUGACCACAAUGAAACAGCACGAUGGUGUGGAUAUAGAAAGCAGACGGAUCGAAGGGUUUUACACACACUACUGGAUUGGACUGACUGACGCAGAUAAAGAGGGAGAAUGGAAAUGGUUCGACAACUCAAGACUUAAUAACCCAUUUUGGGACAACUUGAAACCAGAGCCAGACAACCACCUGUCCGGUGGGCCAGAGGGCGAGGACUGUGCCGUGGUGAACAGCCGCUCUCAGAAAUGGUACGAUGUUCCCUGCUCCUUCAAGUAUCCUCGGAUCUGUCAGAUGGCGGCCAAACCCCUCCACUGACACCAACCUCCACCCCCACCUCCAAACCACUGCAGGGCCACUCACGGAAAAAGCUGAUUUACUCAGGACCCUGUUUUAGUUUAAGAAAUA
This is a messenger RNA of Hippoglossus stenolepis (Pacific halibut), 836 nucleotides long. Its product is annotated as C-type lectin domain family 4 member D. Lineage: Eukaryota; Metazoa; Chordata; Actinopteri; Pleuronectiformes; Pleuronectidae. The coding region runs from base 54 to 746 and encodes 230 amino acids. The record is from RefSeq and is a predicted model, not a curated record. The transcript has 5 exons.